This is a messenger RNA of Caenorhabditis remanei, 204 nucleotides long. RefSeq lists its product as uncharacterized. The transcript has a single exon. The coding region runs from base 1 to 204 and encodes 67 amino acids. Lineage: Eukaryota; Metazoa; Nematoda; Chromadorea; Rhabditida; Rhabditidae. The record is from RefSeq and is a predicted model, not a curated record.
AUGGCAACCUCAUACCUGACGGAGUCACUGGCAGGACCAACAAGUGCCCGAGGAUCAUCAUACUCUUACUCCUACGAAUCACACUACGAUAACCCACCGGAGGAGGAAUACGAACACUUUACGAAUGAUGAUGGGGUACAUCAGAUGCAGAAAGUGAGCUAUUUCGAAUUUGAAAUGUUAUUAAGGCGAUCAACUAAACUAUGA